UUCGCCUGCUCCCGCAGUUAAGACGGCCGUUUCUCCAUCCGGGUCUCUAGGGCUCACGUUCCCGGUGACACGACCUGGGAGAGAGGUGACGUUCGUGACGUCACAGAACGCUGGGCCCCCUAUUGUAAAGUCACAAGCUCUAGGCCCCACCCUUUAUCUGUCUGUCCCUGGCUUCACCCGGCGUUCCUACCCAGGGCCGGGGCGUGGCGAUGAAGGGCGGGCGAGAUCUUAAGCCGCCUCCCGGCGGAGCAGACCGCCCCCUGGCUCCAGCCUACGCCCCGUGCCGCCCUGGGCGCCUCCAACGCCACCUCCUGAGCGGCGAGUUCGACCAGCUGCGCGACUUUCCCAUCUUUGAAAGCAACUUCGUGCAGGUGACUCGGUUUGGAGAAGUCGCCAACAAGGUCACCAUGGGGGUGGCAGCCUCUAGCCCUGCCCUGGAGCUGCCAGACCUGCUGCUGCUGGCCGGCCCUGACAAGGAGAAUGGACACCUGCAGCUCCUCGGGCUGUUUCCCUUGCAGUUUGUGCAGCUGUUUGUGCAUGAUGUGAGCCGCCAGCAGCUCAAGGUCAAGUUCCGAACUGGCCGUGCCUUUUACUUGCAACUGCGCGCUCCGCCAGAGACCCGGGACUGCGAGUUCGGCCGCUGGGUGCGGCUGCUCUACCGCCUGCGAUUCCACUCGCCUACCUGUGCAGUGCCCUUCACGCACGAGGACACUGUGCCUGAGGAGGAUGAGGAUGAGGUCGAGGUCGAGGAGGGGCAGUUGCAGCCCCCGGAGUUUCAAGCCACAGAGGCCAGACUCGACCCACAGGUCUCAGAACUCUGGGGGCUCUGA
Messenger RNA from Grammomys surdaster, 830 nucleotides. It is a transcript of the gene Garin5a, whose product is annotated as family with sequence similarity 71 member E1. NCBI's taxonomy places the organism in Eukaryota, Metazoa, Chordata, Mammalia, Rodentia, Muridae. The transcript is spliced from 5 exons. The record is from RefSeq and is a predicted model, not a curated record. Bases 210 to 830 code for a protein of 206 amino acids. Gene Ontology annotation, cellular component: nucleus.